AUGGCAGAUAACCAAAAACAACCGUCAAAACCAGCUGCCAAGUCUGGUAAAAAUAAUGCUGCCACCAGUAAUGGAUCUGGUGCUGCACAGAAACAAUCUGGUACUGUACAGAAACAAUCUGGUACUGUACAGAAACAAUCUGCUGCUUCCUCUAGUUCUGCUAAACCAAAUGGUCCCUUCUCAGCGUCAGAUUUGAACAGGAUUGUUCUGGAGUAUUUAAAUAAAAAAGGUUAUCAUCAAACGGAGGCAAUGUUGAGAAAUGAAAGUAAACAAGAAGGAACCCCGAGUGGACAGCAACAAAAACAAUCUACAACAGGGAAAGCUGAACCAGCAACCAAUAAGGCAACAAAAGAAGCUGCAACUGCAACCACCACUACCGCCCCUGCAAGUAAUAAACAAGCAUCGAAUGAAAAAGCUACCAAAGCUACUAAUGCACCUGCUAAGAGAGAUGCAAAGGGUAAUAUCAUUGCUUAUGAACAAACAAUUAUGAAAACUUCUCCUGAAAGUUACCUACGAGCAUACAAGUUAUUAAAAGAAUGGGUAGAUUCAUCUUUGGAAAUGUAUAAAACGGAGUUAAAUUUUGUUCUUUAUCCAAUCUUCAUUUACAUUUUCUUAAAAUUAGUUAGCACUUCACCUAUCCAUGCUCGUGCUUUUUUCGAUAAGUAUUCAACAGAUUUCAGAGUCUUACAUGGUACAGAAAUUAAUAGAUUGUUUAGUGUCAACUCAGUUGACCAUAUAAAGGAAAACGAAUUAGCUAACGCAUUCCAAUCAAAUAAAUACAGAGUGACCAUCUCAAAGACAACUUUAAAUCUAUUACUUUACUUCUUAAAUGAACAUGAAAGUUCGGGCGGUUCAUUAGUUAUCAGCGUUAUAAACCAAAAUUUGGAACCAAAUAUCGUGGAAACUGUCACCACAAAGGAUAGAUUAUCAGAUGGUUUAAAAUUACUGACAGAUACAGGUAAGAUAAGUAAGGAUGUGGAAAUGAAUAAUCUUCCAGUAAAGCUGGGCAAGUUCCCACAGGAUGAUGAAUUCGUAAAAGAAAUAGAAACUGAACUAAGAAUUAUGGAUGAAAAAGAGAAACAGCAACUGGCAAAAGAUCCAUCCUUAAUCCAAAGCUAUAUCCAGAAUAGGAAAUCGUUACUACAGCAAUUCAGGAAGAUAAAUUUGAUAGCUACAAAUGAUAAAUCUAGUGAUUUCAAACAAGGAACUGUGAGUAGUGAUAAACAAAGUAAUGACGAUGAGAAAAAAUCUGGAAAAAAAUUUGAUGAUGAUAGCCUAGUCUCAAAAGUAAAUAAAUCAAUUUUAGAACCUCCACUGGUUGAUUCUCUACCUCUGCCACCAAAGAAUGCAUUAAACUUGAAACUGGAAAUCCAAAAAGUUAAAGAAACUAGAGAGUGUGUAGAUCUUUCAAAUCUACGUUCAGAACUGCCAAGUGUAUGUAUGUAUACGUUCCACAAUACAAACAGAGAAAUGUUAUCAUUAGAUUUUAGUGAUGAUUGUAGACUUGCAGCAGCUGGUUUCCAAGAUAGUUAUAUAAAAAUUUGGUCAUUAGAUGGUUCGUCAUUGGACACUUUAACAUCAACUAACAAUACCCAUUUUACUAAAAAGAAUACCGCAGAUAACAAUUUACACAGCAAAAAGAAGCAUCAAGAACAUGUUAAUACUAAUACUAAAUUGGUUGGACAUAGCGGAGCAGUUUAUUCGACUAGUUUCAGUCCAGACAAUAAAUUAUUGAUAUCUGGUUCUGAGGAUAAAACCGUCAGAUUAUGGGCAAUGGAUACACAAAGUACAUUAGUCAGUUAUAAAGGUCAUAAUCAUCCUGUAUGGGAUGUUGCAUUUUCACCAAUGGGCCAUUAUUUUGCCACUGCUUCUCAUGAUCAAACUGCCCGUUUGUGGUCUUGUGAUCAUAUUUAUUCGUUAAGAAUAUUUGCUGGUCAUUUAAGUGACGUUGAUUGUGUCACAUUCCAUCCAAAUGGUUGUUACGUCUUCACCGGUUCCAGUGAUAAAACCUGUAGAAUGUGGGAUGUUUCCACCGGUGAAACUGUUCGUCUAUUCCUUGGUCAUACCGCACCAGUUGUCUCAUUAGGUGUUUCACCUGAUGGUAGGUGGCUUGCAUCCGGUAGUGAAGAUGGUUUGAUUAACGUUUGGGAUAUUGGAUCAGGUAAAAGAUUGAAACAAAUGCGUGGCCACGGAAGAAACGCUGUCAAUUCAAUUGUCUUUAGUCAAGAGGGUACUGUUAUCAUAAGUGGCGGUACGGAUAACUCGGUACGUGUGUGGGAUAUGUACAAAAGUAACAAUGAAAGCUCAAUAAACAAUGAUACAGAAAGUGAUUUUAGUCAAUCGAUAGUCGGAUAUUUUGGAAAUACAUUACCUGCUGUAUUUAACGAUACAAAGGACUACGGCACAAGAGAUACAAUUAUCCCAACAAACGAUCUAGUUGCCAGUUUUUACUCAAAGAAAACACCAAUUUUUAACGUUAAAUUCACCAGGAGUAAUUUAGUCUUCGCUGGUGGACCUUACACAGAACUAUGA
Vanderwaltozyma polyspora DSM 70294 is the source of this 2532-nucleotide messenger RNA. It is a transcript of the gene TAF5, whose product is annotated as chromatin modification protein. Lineage: Eukaryota; Fungi; Ascomycota; Saccharomycetes; Saccharomycetales; Saccharomycetaceae. Gene Ontology annotation, molecular function: protein binding; RNA polymerase II general transcription initiation factor activity. Gene Ontology annotation, cellular component: transcription factor TFIID complex. Bases 1 to 2532 code for a protein of 843 amino acids. Gene Ontology annotation, biological process: transcription initiation at RNA polymerase II promoter. The record is from RefSeq and is a predicted model, not a curated record. The transcript has a single exon.